Molecule: messenger RNA, 557 nt
Organism: Galdieria sulphuraria
Lineage: Eukaryota; Rhodophyta; Bangiophyceae; Galdieriales; Galdieriaceae
Product: photosystem II reaction center M precursor
Exons: 3
Coding region: 101-421 (106 amino acids)
Biological process (GO): photosynthesis; photosynthesis, light reaction
Cellular component (GO): photosystem II; membrane
Source: RefSeq, a predicted model, not a curated record
GGAAUCUGAUCGAGAUUGAAAAACUGCUAACCUUUCAUCUCCACUUCCUUCCCUCAUUUCAUCCAUUGAAGAAAUCCUCUCCAUUGUUUUUCCAUAAACUAUGUUGGGUUUUUUGAGUAACCACUUAGUACUUUGUAGAUCCCGACUACCUUUACAGAACAACAAGUUUACGUCAGCGAAACGUGUUGGCGGAGCAACCUAUGUUGCAAGACCUUGUAUGCUUUUGAAUAUAUUACCCGUACAAGAAGGUGUAAAACAUCUUACCCAUAUCGCACCUAUGUAUCUCUCGUCUGAAUCGGGUGGUAUGGUUGUCCAAGAAGGUGGUUAUUUAGCUGUUUUAUUGGGCGUCUUGUUUCCAGUUGCUUUUCUCAUCAUUCUUUAUAUUCAGUCGGAAGCAAGGAACGCAGGGAUGAGGGAAUAGAAAAGAUAUGUAAAACCCCUUCUUUUCAAUAAAAUGAGGUAUUUGCUUUUUGUCCAGUAACAUUGUCAUCCAUCAGCUCUUAUGAGAGGGGGAAUGGAAGGAUCCGACGAUGCCUAGUUCAAAGCGAUACGCUCUU